Messenger RNA from Mustela erminea (ermine), 1495 nucleotides. It is a transcript of the gene FCRLB, whose product is annotated as Fc receptor like B. The record is from RefSeq and is a predicted model, not a curated record. Gene Ontology annotation, biological process: cell surface receptor signaling pathway; negative regulation of immune response. Gene Ontology annotation, molecular function: transmembrane signaling receptor activity. The coding region runs from base 1 to 1269 and encodes 422 amino acids. The transcript is spliced from 6 exons. Lineage: Eukaryota; Metazoa; Chordata; Mammalia; Carnivora; Mustelidae.
AUGUGGGCACUGACAGCCCUUCUGCUCCUCGUCCCAAGCGGCGGGCGAGCUGCUACUCUGGAGAAGCCCACAUUGUCUCUACACCCGCCCUGGACCACCAUCUUCAAGGGGGAGCGCGUGACCUUGCGCUGUGAUGGGUACCACCCUCCGCUUCUGGAGCUCCGGCCCAUCAGCACCCUCUGGUACUCGGGCCACCUCCUUCUGCCCUCCCACAAGAAGAGCAUCGAGGUACAGACACCAGGGGUGUAUCGAUGCCAGACUCGGGGAGCACCUGUCAGUGACCCCAUCCACCUCUCUGUUUCCAACGACUGGCUGAUCCUGCAAGUGCCCUAUGCGGCGGUGUUCGAGGGCGAGCCGCUGGUCAUGCGCUGCCGCGGCUGGUACGACAAGAUGGUCUACAAGCUUCACUACUACCACGACGGCAAGGCGGUGCGCUACUUCCACUCCAGCGCCAACUACACGGUGCCGCAGGCGCGCGCCAGCGACAGCGGCCGCUACCAGUGCUCGGGCACCAUGCGCAUCCCGGUGGAGAGCGCGCCCAUGUUCUCCGCCAAGGCGGCCGUGACCGUGCAAGAGCUGUUCCCGGCGCCGGUGCUGAGGGUGACGGGCCGGGCGGAGGCCCGCGGCGGGGUGGCCGUGCGCUGCGACACCCGCCUGCACCCGCAGAAGCGCGACACGCCGCUGCAGUUCGCCUUCUACAAGUACAGUCGCCCCGUGCGCCGCUUCGACUGGGGCGCGGAGUACACGGUCCCCGAGUCCGAGGUCGAGGACCUCGAGUCGUACUGGUGCGAGGCCGCUACCGCCACGCGGAGCGUCCGGAAACGCAGCCCUUGGCUGCAGCUUGCCGGGCGCGGUUCUCCGCUGGACUUGGCGUCCACCUCCGCCGCAGUCCCCCAGGCUGCCACGCUGGCGCCGGGUAACCAGCCGCUUUCCUUCAGAAAGCCCCCGGUGUCCAGAUCGGCCUCGACGGCCACCUCCGUCCAGAACACCACCUCAUCGGGGCUGCAGUUCCCCGCGGGCAGAGCCCCCACAGCUGGGCCGCCCGCCUGCGCCCCGCCAACGCCCUUGGAACCGUCCGCUGGAGCCCUGAAACCCGACGUGGACCUUCUGCUCCAAGAAAUGCAGCUGCUCAAGGGCCUUCUGAACCGGGUGGUCCUGGAAUUAAAGGAGCCCCAGGCCUUCCCAGAGCACAGGGGAACGCUGGAGACCCCCACCUCCCACUUUGCCGUGAGCGGGAGAACCCCGGAGACCACUAUUGUGGAGAGCUGAGGGGGCGGGGGCGCUCCUGUCCCCUCCUCCGGGGUCCUGCCUCUCCUCUCCUCUGCUUCCCACCUGCAGAGACCCCGCGAAGCCAUCUCUGCUCGCGCUUUGUUUGGCGGUGAUGGUAAAGGAGCAUCAUAAAGUGUGGUGGCUGACGAUCUGGGGUCGCAUCUUCUUGAGCAUCUGCAAGCAUGCGGCCGGUCCUCAGGUCUCUUCCUCCACUCGCAGGACUCCC